This is a messenger RNA of Metarhizium brunneum ARSEF 3297, 1071 nucleotides long. Lineage: Eukaryota; Fungi; Ascomycota; Sordariomycetes; Hypocreales; Clavicipitaceae. The record is from RefSeq and is a predicted model, not a curated record.
AUGACCAUGACCCUAGACGCCUCUCAACAGCAGCGCUUUGCGCCUCCGUUGAACUUCGACUACCCUCACCAUGGGCCACCACCGACAUUUUCGAAUCCGUGGUCAUCAUCAACAGCUCCUCCACAAUCAGCACCUGCCCCUGGAAAUCCUUUGUUUGUUGGCAGCCAACAUCAACCCGGAAUGAACAUGAUGCCCGGCAAGGGGCCCGCAGGGAGAGCCAGCACCAGCAGUGCAUCAUCAAUGGCAUCAUAUGGAUCAUUACCCGUCGCCACCACGGGUGCAGACCUAUUGACUUUGAACCGUAUGCAGACUACAUCUGCUGCCUAUGGUGAUACCACCUAUGCUACUUCUGCUUCUCCGGUUAACGGCCACUUUGUGCCGGGAUCUACUGCUCCUUAUGAUGCUAUUGGUUAUGCGCCGGCCCCUAUACGACAGUCUGCUUUUAGUAUCAACCAUGAGGCAGACUCAGCGAGACGAGGAUUUCCUCAGCCGAUGCCUUCUCAAGCCGAUGAGCGAAGGAGCUUUGCUGAUGCUCUGGACGCAAGCCAUGGCAUGCUUGCCAUGAGCCAAGAUACUCCCCGUAAUAUCUACGGUGCGCGAAAUGACCGCACUUCUGUGGAUUCUUAUGGGUUCCCUUCUACGCAUUCUACAAGCUCCUCAAUUUCCUCAAGUGGGAACUUCAGCUCAUACUAUGGUGACUCGGUAUCAGACUACUCUUCAGCUGCUGGCUCCGAUAUUGAAUCCGCCAACUCGCGGACAUUGCCUCGUCCCCAAGGCCUCAUUGGCUCGCAAAUCCCCCCUGCGCCUCAAUCCAUGAUGGGCCAGUUCAGCUCAAAAGUUUCUUCAAGCACGCAGAAGAAGCACAAGUGCAAGGUUUGCGACAAGAGGUUCACUCGACCGAGCUCACUGCAGACACAUAUGUACAGUCAUACCGGCGAGAAGCCUUUCGCUUGCGAGGUUGAAGGGUGUGGGCGACAUUUUUCAGUCGUUUCCAAUCUACGACGACAUCGAAAAGUCCAUCGGGGCGACGCUCGCUCGGAAGCUGGGUCUGAAGACCAUCAAUCGGACUAG